AUGCCGCCACCGGACGGGCCGAGUGCAUCGCAAGGAGCCUGCGCGUUCAACAAAGAUUACGCUAUCGCCAACAUUAGCGAGUGGAUGAUCUUACCGAAAAAUGAGGAAGCAUUGGCGUAUGCGCUGUGGAAGGUUGGCCCACUGCCGGUGAGCUUGAAUGCAGCCCCAAAGUCUUUCCAGCUGUACAGCACCGGAAUUUACGAUGACGAGGCGGCUUGCGAUAACUCGAAGGUCAACCAUGCGAUGCUACUGAUCGGUUACACGAAGGAGUACUGGAUUCUGAAAAACUGGUGGGGCUCGUGGGGUGAGGAGGGCUACAUGAAGCUGGCACGCGGCAAGAACCUCUGCGGUAUCAGUAACUACGCUGGCUACGUUGUGGUUUGA
Anopheles darlingi is the source of this 384-nucleotide messenger RNA. RefSeq names its product procathepsin L-like. The coding region runs from base 1 to 384 and encodes 127 amino acids. The transcript has 3 exons. The record is from RefSeq and is a predicted model, not a curated record. Gene Ontology annotation, molecular function: cysteine-type endopeptidase activity. Lineage: Eukaryota; Metazoa; Arthropoda; Insecta; Diptera; Culicidae. Gene Ontology annotation, cellular component: lysosome.